Molecule: messenger RNA, 695 nt
Organism: Corythoichthys intestinalis (scribbled pipefish)
Lineage: Eukaryota; Metazoa; Chordata; Actinopteri; Syngnathiformes; Syngnathidae
Gene: bncr
Product: bouncer
Exons: 2
Coding region: 286-660 (124 amino acids)
Biological process (GO): sperm-egg recognition
Cellular component (GO): membrane
Source: RefSeq, a predicted model, not a curated record
CCAGAAAUAACUUUCAUUUUGAAACCUAACAUAGACGACAUUCGACAGAACAAAUUCGUUCAGGAAAAAAACCCACUAGAAGACACAUUAAACUGGAUCUUGCCUAACUAAUUUCUUUCCUAAUGCAAUACAAUGAGACUGCACCUGUCUUGUAAUUCAAGCAGGUGUGUGUGUAAAGAUCAAGGCGUGUCCUAAACCGAUAUGUUCAGGUCAGUUGCGCCUGACUGAAACGAGCUCUGCAAAGCUCUGUUCUCUGGACUUCUACAUCCAAGACAUUUGGUGACCAUGUGGCAGCUCCUACAUUCUACAAUCUUCAUCUUCUACCUCAUGCCAGCCGUAGUAUGUGGCAAUCUGCGCUGCCUCUUCAGGCCCAUCCUGGAGAAUGAGUACAGAUUUGAGCCCAUCGCAACUGAGUGUCCCCCGGAUGAGGUGUGCUUCAAAGCGGAGGCUCGCUAUGGCAACUACAGCGUCCUAUCUGCAAGUGGCUGCCUGCCGAGGAUUGUCUGCAGGAAGGAGCGACACCUCUCCUUCAAAGGAGUUGUAUACAUCAUGAGCUAUGCUUGUUGUGAGCGGCCGUAUUGCAACACCUGUGUGGGCCUCGUUGCCAAUGUCUUCAUCACUGUAACACUUGUGACUGUUUCUAUGAUGGUUGGAAGCUGAAGACCUUUAGCUGUACAAUACAUGUUUUUAGAAUA